Molecule: messenger RNA, 911 nt
Organism: Arabidopsis arenosa
Lineage: Eukaryota; Viridiplantae; Streptophyta; Magnoliopsida; Brassicales; Brassicaceae
Source: the annotation of a GenBank genome assembly
GCAAUCUCGUUUCUUCAAAGGUCUUUGUGUCAUCAUCAAUGGAGAAAUUGGAAAAACCAGCUUCGACAAUUCCGAAGCGGACCUCAAAUAAAUCCCAGCCCGAAUUCGAUUACUCUUUAAGGAAACAAAAGUUCAGAGAAAAUUGCUUCAGAAGAGUUAGAGAAGAUAGGACUCGUUUACUGUGGAAAUUGAGGAUCUCUGAUUGUCAAUCUUCAGAUCAAAAGGAGAUUAUCAAUUCUGCUUUCCAGGAUAUUGUUUCUGAUGAAUUGAAAAAGAUCAAGGAUUCGUCGAGAAACCUUUCGGGGAAUCCGACUGUGAAUGAAGAUUGUGAUGAUAUAUUAUGGGAAUAUGAGGAGGGUCUUAAAGGUGUUUUUGAAGGUGAUAGUGAAGAUAUAUUGUUAGAAAUGCAACAGAUAUUCUACAAGGAUUUGUUAUCAGACAACGGAUCAGAUGUUCAGAUCGAAACAUGGGAAGACGAGGAAGAUGAUUACUUGGCCGCCUUAGUUUCUCAGAAUAUGUGUUUAAACAGUGAACAGGAGCAAAACCAGAUAUGGUGUCCGAUAUGCAAGAAAGGAGAGCUUAUGGAGAAUAACCGACACAUCUAUUGCAACAUGUGUGAAAUGCAGCUUAAUAAAGGCGAAGAGGUUAAUCUGAAUAUUCUGCAAGAAAGGUUAGCAGAAGUGCACGCUGAACAUCUCGAGAGAGGAUGCAGAUUAAAACCCAAAUUCAGUGUUCAGAGUGUGUAUAAUUUGAAGGCGUUGUACAUAACAUGCGAGGCUUGUAAUACGUUUGAGGUUGUUGUAUAAAGCUCUUAACAUAAAGAAGGAUACACAUCAUUUAUCCUGUAUAUCACUCGAGAUCAUUAUAGGUUAGGCAUGAUGUAUAACUGCAAAUACAUAUGGUUUAUUUUG